AUGCUUUUUCGUCCGCAGCCGGAGCAGCUUGACUUCAUCGUCCUCUUCUCUCUCGUGGUGCUCGGCUUCGGCGUCGUCGCUAUUCUUGUUGCUGCUGCUGCUGCUGCCAAUCCCGUCCUCGACGCCGUUGCUGAUGCCGUAUCCGUUUUCGGCCGCGUUGCCGUUGGCCGACGGCGGAUGGGACAGCGAGUGACUCAGGGCGGCUGCGCUGGUCACAAAGGCGUGGAUGUGCGCCGCCAGGGCUUCUCCCUGGCUGGGCCUCAGCCCGGUGCUCUGGAUGAUGGAGCCAUCUUUGCGAGAGAGGAUCAGGGUCGACUGCACGCCUGGGCGCGAGGUCAGGUGGGACAGCAAGGCCGAGACAUGCUGCGGAAUCUGCUGCGACGGAGGAAAUCAGCAAUUACAACACACGACAUAGUUCUGCUGAACGAAUCGCACAGACUCACCGCUGUCUGGGCCAUCCUCCUGGCGGGCAGAGUUGAGGCUGGUCAGAGAAGGAGGGCCAACACGUCAUGCAGCCAGCUCUCAUCUCUCAUGGCGCAUCGCCGGUCGGGCAGCCAGGCGGAAGAUCGACAAGCUGUCUUGCGCCAGCUGUCCAAUUGCAGGGUGUCCUUUUUCGAGUUGCUGGUCUUCUCCUUUUCUCGUCUUAAAUUUAUACCCUGUCGUACCGAGUAUACCCAAGUGAACUUCAACUUCCUCCUCCAUAGACCUCCCCCCGCCAAUACGGACGAUGAUCGAUAUAUUCGACCUCUUCCUCCGCUUCCGGGUCCCCAGCCGGCCCCAGAACAAGAGCAAGGCCGGCUGGUUCGGCCUCGUGCGCCGCGACGACAACAAACACACCACCGAGUCGGUGCCGCAGCGGGUUCUGCUGGCGCUGGAGGAGGUGCCCAAAUGAGCUGGACGUACCUGCACAACGAGUCGGGCAACAUCUACUCGCACCUGAUCCCGGCGAUCGCGGCGGUUUUCGGCCAUCGGUUCCUGUACCAGUACCUGCGCAAUGAGUACGCGAAUCUGCACGAGAAAGACUGGCGCGUGAUCUCGCUGCAGCUGUGGACGGUCCUCGUCUGCCUGUCGACGUCAACGUUGUACCACACCAUGACGAACCAUUCGCCGCGCGUGGCCCAUAAGUGUCUGCUGUACGACUACAUGGGGAUCAUCACGGUGAUGCUGGGAAAUUUCAUCAGCGGGAUCUACUUUGGCUUCUACUGCGAGCCGCGCCUGCGACUAACGUAUUGGACACUGAUCUCCGUCCUGGGCCUCGUGACCGGCGUCAUCCUGCUGACGCCCAAGUUCCAUGGCCCGCAAUGGCGCAGGUUCCGGCUGAACUGCUUCAUCCUGACGGGGUUCUCUGCCUUUGCGCCGAUCGGCCACGGCACGCUGCGGUGGGGGAUGGAGUUUGUGCGGAAAACGGGGGUGCCGUAUUAUUUUGCAGAGGGUGCGUUAGUCUUGAUUGGAUGUUAUUUCUACGAGGCAGGCAGGAAAAGGAGGGCAAGGCGAAACAAAGGGAAUAGACUUAGACGGUUCGGUUGGUCCGUUGGUUUGGCUCAUUGA
Messenger RNA from Rasamsonia emersonii CBS 393.64, 1548 nucleotides. Its product is annotated as Hemolysin-III family protein. Gene Ontology annotation, cellular component: membrane. The transcript has 6 exons. NCBI's taxonomy places the organism in Eukaryota, Fungi, Ascomycota, Eurotiomycetes, Eurotiales, Trichocomaceae. Bases 1 to 1548 code for a protein of 515 amino acids. The record is from RefSeq and is a predicted model, not a curated record. Gene Ontology annotation, molecular function: signaling receptor activity.